AUGUCUCAAUACGAUGUGGAGCACAACGUUCCCAGAGAGCAACAUGACACCUCGCAACCCCGCCGUCGCCCAGAUCUCUCCACAUUCUUCAGCACCUUAGACUUCGUCGACACGUCUGGCUCCCGACAACCGCAGAAUGCGAACUCCGUGCCCUUGCCUCGCGAUAUCGCGGCGGCGUUUCGCAAUCUUGCAAAUGCGUUCGGGAUGAUGCUUGUAGGUGGCGAAACGGCCCAGGAUGCUGGCCGCAACGAGCUUCUCUCGAACCUGGUUGAGAGCCUCAUGCACUCUGCCGAGCAUCCGCCGUCAGAAGUGCAAGGCGUGAGCGACGAGUUCAUCGAACAGUUGGAUCGGGUGCCAAAGAAGAAACUCAAGGCCGAGAUGAGCUGUCCCAUUUGUUCCAAUCCGUUUCUGGAAGACACGCAUCCACUCGUCGUUCAACUACCGUGCCACAAGGACCAUCUUUUCGACCUUGAGUGCAUCCAGCCAUGGCUCAAGCUAAAUCCCACCUGCCCACUUGACCGGCAAGUACUGAUCAAGAAAAAACCUCCACCUCCUCCGAAGGAUGACGAGGAUGGCGAGUAUGAUGACAUGUAUGCAUGA
Molecule: messenger RNA, 600 nt
Organism: Baudoinia panamericana UAMH 10762
Lineage: Eukaryota; Fungi; Ascomycota; Dothideomycetes; Mycosphaerellales; Teratosphaeriaceae
Exons: 3
Coding region: 1-600 (199 amino acids)
Biological process (GO): protein ubiquitination
Cellular component (GO): cytoplasm
Molecular function (GO): ubiquitin protein ligase activity
Source: RefSeq, a predicted model, not a curated record